Paramecium sonneborni is the source of this 5584-nucleotide messenger RNA. NCBI's taxonomy places the organism in Eukaryota, Ciliophora, Oligohymenophorea, Peniculida, Parameciidae. The record is from the annotation of a GenBank genome assembly.
AUGUAUUUGUUGAUGAUGUCAUAUACAUUAGCCUAAUGGAAACUAAUUGAUUCGAGCUUAACGAAUUAAACUCUUACUCUAAAGGAAAAUGGUUGGACAUUUCAAAAUGUCGAAAUUGGAACUUGUAAUGCAAACUAAGAAUAGCAGAUUGUCCUUGAUAGUGAAAUUGAUUUAAUUCAGAAAUCAAUUCCAUUAUCUGUCUAAAAGGUUCAAAUAUUUUUUGAUAUAUACUAUGAUUUUAUGAAUUCUGAUUCAACUUAAUCAACUGUUACUGUUAGCUUAAUUUAAAAUAAUGGAGCAACUGAUAUAACAACUCAAAUACUAUAAAUAUAAAAAUAAGGAGACUAAUUGUAAAAGUAAAGAAGACUUUGUAAUAGUGAUAUAAUAGAUUCUCUAUUUGAAUUUGAGAAGAUCGUAACAUAAAAAAUAGCAGUAUCUCAAACAAACUUUUCGAUUUCAAUUUAAUUUAACCCAAGAACAUAAGGAAAUAAAAUUAGAAUUAGAAACUUUUAGGCAUAUGGCUUUUUUUGUGAUUCCUAUUGCAAAACUUGUGAUGAAUCAAAUCCAUCAAAAUGUACAAGCUGCUUUUCUUAAGAUUCAACUGGAUAAUGUACUUGUCCUCUUAUUAAUACUUAAAAUACUUAUGUUGGAAGUUUCUAUUAAGAGGGAUAUGGAUGUAUCUAAGAAUGUUCAAGAGAUCAUUACCUACUUGAUGUGAAUGAUAUUUGUUAAAAGGAUCCAAGGGUCUCAUCUAAAUUUAGUUUUAUGAAUCCUUAUCAAAGUUUAUCUAAUAUUCCUGAGCUACCGAGAGCAUCUUUAAGCGUUUAAACAUUUUCAUAAUAUUGUUAUGGAUAAACAAUUAAGAAAGAUAUUGCAGGACCAUUUGCAAGUUAGACAAUAUCAUUAGCAAUAGGUACAAUUGAUGUAAUUUCAUUCAUUCGUUUUAGAAUGACUUUAUAUCUUAUUGAUUUUAGUAGUGGUUCAAUUUUUAGGAUAAAGUUAGAUAACAUAUUGGUAUUUUAUAUAGAGCAAGUUCAAAGUACUUUGUGGUACUAUGGUAAUUUUUAAGAUAUAGUUUUUAAGAAUAUAAGAUAAUGUUCUACUUUAUCAUUUGAUUAAUAGUCUAGAUUUGAAUUAAUUCUAUAUCCUACUACAAAUAGUCCAGUAUUAUAAUUCAUAGGUUUAAUGUAAAACUCAUAUAGUUAAUGGGGAUUUAAUGAUAUCACAAUUGAUAUUGGAGUUUGUUAAUUAAAUUGUAAGGUUUGUUUGGAUGAAGUAACAUGUUAAUAAUGUAAUGAUGGAUAUUUUCUAUUAAAGAGUAAUUGUGUGAAUAAAUGUCCAAUAUUUUCAAAUGAUUGUAUAGAUUAUGUAGAUGAAAUACCAUGUAAUAGUAAGAAUAAAUAUAAUAGUUUCAUAAUAUUUAGUGAAAGCAUUUUAUGACAAUAACAUGACGAUUGAUGAGAUAUAAUCUCAUUUUGAUUAAGUAGAUAAUUAAGUGGGUAAUUUUUUAACUGGAUAGAAAUUCUCAAUGAUGUAGAAUAAAAUAGUGUUAGGAGGUCUUUUAGUAUGGAACAAGGGUAGAUAUUAGAAAUUAUAUACUUUUAGAGAUCCUCAUUAUGCAAUAUCAAUAAGAUUUAAUAUAACAUUUGGAGAUGAUUUUAAUGGUGAAUUUGUGUAUUACUUAGAUUAGAAUGAAUAAUAAAGAAUUUAAAGAAGGUAAUAAAGUAGUGAUUAAAAUGUGAUUGGGAAAGAGAGUAAGGAAAGUGUGAUGUUUGUUUAUAAAUACUAUUAACACACACUUGAUACAUUAUAUAUUGAAUUUGAAUGUAUUACAGAUUAAGAUUUGAGAGAUGGAUUCUGUGCAAUAUCAGAGUAUUUCAUAGUAGUUCAUAACUGUUUUAUAGGAUGCACUGGUUGUAGUAGUCUUGAGUAAUGUACAGAAUAGAUUUAGAUAUAAGUAUGUUCGACACCAUAAUAUUGGAAAUAUGAUUUAAUAGGAAACUAUAUAUGUUCUGAUUGCAUUUAAAAUUAUUGUAUUUAAUGUGCAAAUGAAAGUUAAUGUAAAAAGUGUAAAGAUAGAUUUAAAAAUGUACAUGGAUAGUGUAUUUGUGAUAAUAAAGAAUACAGAGUAAUAGAUGGAGGAGAAUGUGUUUGUAAAAGUGGAUAUUAUGAGGAUAAGUAUAGUUAGAUUUGUUAAGGAAUAUGUGGAGAUAAAUUAAAAGUAGAAGUAGAAGAAUGUGAUGAUGGUGAUUUGUUUCCUUUUGAUGGAUGUCAUCAAUGCAUAAAUUAAUGUUAAAUAGAAUGCUCUAUUUGUCUAAAGGGUAUUUGUGAGUAGUGUUAAUUUGGAUAUGUCUUAGUUUUAGAUUAAUGUUAUAUUGAAUGUUAAUUCGAUGAUUCAAUGAUAUAUCCAUGUUUUAAUUACUAAAAUAAUUAAGUAAUAUAAAAUUAGGUAAGUAUUAUAAUAGAAUAAUCAAUAUGUGGUGAUAAUUUAGUGGAUGAAUUUAGAGAAGAUUGUGAAGAUGGAAACUUAAAACCAUUUGAUGGUUGUUAUGUUUGUAACUACUCCUGUGAUGAAUAAUGUGAAUUUUGUGCUAAAGGAAUUUGUUAUAAAUGUAAUGAUUAUUGGUUAUUGUAUAAUGAUGAAUGUGUAAGUGUAUGUGGUAAUUAAUAUGUAUAAGCGAAUGAAUAAUGUGAUAAUGGAUUAAUAAACAUCUAAUUAGAUGGAUGUUAUAAUUGUUAAUGUGUUUAUGGAUAUAGUAUGAUUGAUAAUAAGUGUUCUGCUAUUUGUGGAGAUGGUUAUACAACAAUGGAUGAAGAAUGUGAUGAUGCAAAUUCAAUAUAAAAUGAUGGAUGUCAUCAAUGUAUAUUAGAAUGUUUGAAUUGUAAUAUAUGUGUUAUGGGUUAGUGUCAAUAAUGUUAAGCUGGCUAUUAUAAAGAUUAUAAUGAUAUAUGUUAAGAAACAGAAUGUGGAGAUAGAAUAAAAGUUGGUUAAGAACAAUGUGAUGAUGCUAAUAUUAAUCAAUUUGAUGGAUGUUAUUAAUGUGUUUGUGAAAUAGGUUGGAUUUCUGAUUCAUCUAAUUUAUGUUCCUCAAUCUGUGGAGAUGGUCUAUUAGUGAAAGGAGAAUAAUGUGAUGAUGCUAAUGAUAUUCAAUUUGAUGGAUGCUAUCAAUGUAAAUUGGAUUGUAAUGCAGAAUGUGCACAAUGCAUAUUAGGAGUCUGUUAAUCAUGUAAUUAUGGUUAUAAUUUAAUUAAUAAUAAUUGUAUAAAUACUUGUGGAGAUGGAAUCCUUAAUCCUCUUAAAGAAUAGUGUGAUGAUAAAAAUAAUAAUGCUAGAGAUGGUUGUUAUAAUUGUUAAUAAGAAUCAGGAUACAUUUGUUUCCAUAACGAUCUUGUCUUUACUCAUUGUUAAUUAUGUUAACAUUCUAAUUGUUAACAUUGUCAACUAAUAAAUCAUGUAUAAUAAUAAUGUACACUAUGUUAAACUGGAUAUUUCCUAGAUCAAUAUUAAUCUUGUUCUCUAUGUGAUAAAAUAUGUAUUGAUUGUCUAUCAUCAUCAAAGAAUUGUAUCAAUUACAAUUAUAAUGUCUAUCAAAUCAAAUAAUGUGACUCCAAAGCUGGAUUAUAUUAUGAUUUUUAACUUAGAGAUUGUAUCUCUCUUUGUGGAGAUGGCAUUAUUUCAGGAUCUGAAAAUUGUGAUGAUCAUAAUUAUCAAGAUUUUGAUGGGUGCAAUGCACAAUGCUAACUAGAACCUGGAUAUUUAAUUGAUCAAGAUACUAAAUUAAUUAUUACUGAACCAAAUGUUCAAGUUUAAUUUCAAUCUUCUAAUAAUAAUAAAUAUUCUAUUGUUGCUGAUACAUUAUAAUAAGCUAUCAAUUGUUCUGCUACUACUCUUCAUAUUGACCAUUUCAAUAUCACUAAUUAUAAUUAUACCAUUCUUGAAUCUGAUCUUAAAUGUGAUCUAAACAUUUCCUAUUUUCAAACUGUUGAACCUAUCAAUAUCAUCCAUGUUAUUAUUAAGUUUAAAACCUAAUAUAAAAAGAGAAGAUUACAAUAAGAACCAAUCUAAGAAAUUAUUAUUAUCCCUUAAAGAUAACCUUAUGUAACCCAAGAAUAAAAAUAAUAAGGAGAAAAAAUGGCUCAAACAUCCAAAACCAUUUCCUAAUCCUUACUCUUCUUUGGACCACUUGCUAUCUUAUUUGGAGGAUUUAAGUUUGUUUGGGCUAUUCUUGAUAUUUUAAGUUGGAUGAAUAAUUUCUACUUCUUAAAUGUUACAUACCCUGAAAAUGUCAGAUAGAUAUUCUUAUAAGCACAAUGGGAUAAUAUCUUUUAAAUGCCUUCUCUUAAUACAUUUAAUAAUUUAAAUGAUCCCUAUUAUUUCCAAUCCCCUCCAAAGUUUUAUGAAAAAGGAAUUGAUCCUCUAUAUUUUAAUAACAUUCAAACCAUUCUUAUCUUUUUACUCUACGUUAUUGCUACCAAAAUUAUUUGUAAAUCCAUAAGAAGGCUUUUAGAAUAAUUUUAUAAAAUCAAUUCAUUAACCGCUACAUUUUAGAUUAAGUAAUCUAGUUGUAAAAUUUUUUAAUUAAAUGAUUAAUCAGUUGUUAAAUAGGUUGAUUAAGAUUUAGUAUAAUAGGAUUAAAUUAUAUAUUAGUAACAAUAAAUUUAUUAAAUAUAAUAGAUAGAUUAAUCAUAAUAAUAAAUAUUUUAAUUAUAAUAAAUAGAUUAAUCAUAAUAAUAAAUAGAUUAAUCUUUAUAUAUUGGUAAAUAAUAAGAUGAAACAAAUAAAUAAAGUAAAUAGGGUAAUAAAAAAUAACAAAAAGAAAUCAACUAUUUAUAAGAUACUAGAAAAUUAUUAUAUAAUAUACCUCCUGUUUUUAAAUCUAUUUAUAGCAAUUGUGUUCAAUUUGAUGAAUGUUUUAUUGCCAAUUUAUUAAAAACAGUGCAAUUAAGUUUCCUUGAUCUCACAUUAGCAAUUAGUUUAUAAUUAACAAAUUAAUAAACAGGAGAUUAUUUAGUAGUGAAAAUAAAUAUAUUUUUAGCUUAUGCUAGUAUACUAUUAUUAUUGUUUCUAUUGAAUUUUUCAUAUUAGAUUUCGAUUACCCAUAAGAAAAAGUUAGAGAAUAAACACUUUAAUGAUAGGUACAGUUGUUUUUAUGAGGAACUGAAGAGUGAUGAAAGGAUGGCUAUGAGUUAUUCAUUCAUAAAUUUAGUGAGAAAAGCAAUAUUUAUAAUUUCGAGUGUAGUAUUUUAUUAGGCUCCGAUUUAUUAAACAUCAAUAUGUUUUUUAUCUUGUGCAUUAAAUAUAUUGUUAUUAUUACAAUAGAAUCCAUUUGUGAGUAAAUAAUAAUAUAUAUUAAAUCUGAUACCAGACUUAGGAGUUUUGAUAGUAGUAGGAGUAAGCAUAGUGUUAGCAUUUUAGGAUAGUUUUAUUUUAUUUGAUGAUUAAGUGAUAUACAGUUUAGGAUGGGUAAUUGGAGGAUGUAUAUAUAUAUCAAUUGGAUUGUAACUAUUGUUUUUGAUAAAAGAAAUAUUGUUGAAGUUCUAUUUGAAAGUGAAAAAUGUAAUAGAGUAUUUUAGAAACAGAUGA